AUGUCUGUCAUUCAGAGAUUCCAAAUCAUAUUCGCGCUUCUAUUCCUCGCGUUCAUCCUCCCCAUCAAUGCUUACCUCGGCGAGAGCGGUGGUCAAGUUGUUCGUGGUCUUGAAUGGUCUAGUGAGUCCACUUUCUGCACCGAUGUGUCCUCUGGUCCAGUAGAGACCAUCGUCCCCACAACCGUUCCUGCCUAUGCUUCUACGACUAAACCAACUCCCUACACAUCUUCUGCCUCCGAGACUAAACCUUCCGCCUACACAUCCUCUUACCCCAUCUCGUCCCUCGUCCCAACCACCACCUCAAUCGCUGUAACCACCCAAACCACCACUUCAAGCUCCGAUAUUGUAACUCUCACCCCACUUUACCCCACCACUUCCGCUCCGGCUUCCUCCUCUACUUCCUGUUCUGAGAGUUCUAGUCCAUACACUAGCACUACUACAAUUCCAUCUACAACACUCACCACCACCACCUCCGUUCCUUCUCCCUUGUCUUAUUCUUCAACCAAGACUUCAACCAAGAGUUCGGUAUCAGCAUACACAACCCAAACCCCAUCUGCUACUACCAGCAGCCCUGCCAUCCAAACUGGUGAAGCCAUGAAGAUCAAUCAGCUUUCAAGUGGUUUGAUGGCGGUUGGCUUCGCAGCUGCAUACUUUGUCAUCUAA
Sclerotinia borealis F-4128 is the source of this 663-nucleotide messenger RNA. The record is from the annotation of a GenBank genome assembly. NCBI's taxonomy places the organism in Eukaryota, Fungi, Ascomycota, Leotiomycetes, Helotiales, Sclerotiniaceae.